Brenthis ino (lesser marbled fritillary) is the source of this 198-nucleotide messenger RNA. The record is from the annotation of a GenBank genome assembly. NCBI's taxonomy places the organism in Eukaryota, Metazoa, Arthropoda, Insecta, Lepidoptera, Nymphalidae.
AUGCCGGCCACGGCGGCCAAUCUCAUUGAGACUAGCCAACUGCGCAGGAGAUAUUAUAGUGCACAAGUGUACGCGCAGACACAACGUGCACUCUCUAUUCCUGUCGCUCUCAUACUCCGGUGGGACGACUGCUCGACACGACCAGUGAGAGUUAAGGCGCAGGAACGACGGCUUUACGUGCUCUCCGAGGCACGGGGG